GGGGCCACGGGCACCGGCAAAUCCACCCUGGCGUUGCAGCUCGGCCAGCGGCUCGGUGGCGAGAUCGUCAGCGCUGACUCCAUGCAGGUUUAUGAAGGCCUAGACAUCAUUACCAACAAGGUUUCUACCCAAGAGCAGAGACUAUGCCAGCACCACAUGAUCAGCUUUGUGGAUCCUCUUGUGACAAAUUACACAGUGGUGGACUUCAGGAACAAGGCAACUGCUCUGAUUGAAGAUAUAUUUGCCCGAGACAAAAUUCCUAUUGUCGUGGGAGGAACCAAUUAUUACAUUGAGUCUCUGCUCUGGAAAGUUCUUAUCAGUGCUAAGGAGAUGAGCACUGAGAAAGAGAUUGACUGGAAAGUAGAGCUUGAAAAGGAGGAUGGCCAUGCACUUCACAAACGCCUAAGCCAGGUGGACCCAGAAAUGGCUGCCAAGCUGCACCCACAUGACAAGCGCAAAGUGGCCAGGAGUUUGCAAGUGUUUGAAGAAACGGGAAUCUCUCAUAGUGAAUUUCUUCAUCGUCAACAUGCAGAAGAAGGUGGUGGUCCACUUGGAGGCCCUCUGAAGUUCCCUAACUCUUGCAUACUCUGGCUUCAUGCUGAUCAGACAGUUCUAGAUAAGCGUUUGGAUAAGCGGGUGGAUGACAUGCUCGCUGCUGGGCUCUUGGAUGAACUGAGAGAUUUUCACAGACGCUAUAAUCAGAAGAAAGUUGCAGAAAGUAGCCAGGACUAUCAACAUGGUAUCUUCCAAUCAAUUGGCUUCAAGGAAUUUCACGAGUACCUGAUCACUGAGGGAAAAUGCACACCAGAGACUAGUAACCAGCUCCUAAAGAAAGGUAUUGAGGCUCUGAAACAAGUGACUAAGAGAUAUGCCCGGAAGCAAAACCGAUGGGUUAAAAAUCGUUUUUUGAGCAGACCUGGUCCCAGUGUCCCCCCAAUAUAUGGCUUAGAAGUAUCUGAUAUCUCAAAGUGGGAGGAGUCUGUUCUUGAACCUGCUCUUGAAAUUGUGCAAAGUUUCAUCCAGGGCCGUAAGCCUGCUGCCGCUCCAGUAAAAAUGCCAUGCAAUGAAACUGAGAACAAGAGAAGUUAUCACAUGUGUGACCUGUGUGGUCGAAUCAUCAUUGGGGACCGUGAAUGGGCAGCACAUAUGAAAUCCAAAUCCCACUUGCACCAUCUGAAGAAAAGAAGAAGAUUGGACUCUGAUGCCUUCACCACCAUAGAAAGUCAGAGUGUUUCUCCAGGCCGUGACAAAGAGCUUAAAGAGAAGGGAUCCCCAGGGUGGAAUGAUGAAGAGCUGAAACCCAGUGUUUAAGAGACAUGUCCAGUGGCCUUUGCAAAGAGAUUUAAGUUAUCUCCAGUUGAAGCUCUCUUUCUGGAAUGACCUGAGCUGCCAACAACGUUAAGUAUAUGUAUAUGCAUAUAACAUAAAGUCAAGCAUUUUUAAGUUUAUAAUUCAGCAAUAUUAAUUGCAUUCUCAAUGUUGUGCAACCAUCACCACUAUUUCCAGAACAUUUUCAUCACCCCAAACAGAAACUCUGUACCCAUUAAGCAGUAAUUCCCCUCUCAAGUAAUAUUAUUUUGUUCAGAGUCUACUAUAUGAGAGGCCCUGAACUAGGCAAGAGGGAAUACAGAGAUAAAAUGAGAUGUAGUUCUUGCUUUCAGGGAGCUUAUAAAUAUCGUAUAUAUACACAGACAACCCACCUAGGUAAGACUAUCAAAGGCCAUAAGAGCUGUGUGGAAUUUCACUUUGGAGGGAAGGGGAAGGGAUCGUGGAAGAAGGAGCACUUCUGCUGGACCUUAAAAAGCAAUCCUUGGUAAAUGUAUUGUUAGCUGUGCAUACAGAGAGAAGGUAAAGAGAAAGAACUAUCAAACUUGCCUUACUCUCCUUCUUUUUCUUCUAACAUUUAAAAAAAGGUUUUUUUACCAGAUUUUUUUAAUACAGUUCAGAAAUCAAAAUGAUAUAAAAAGACAUUGAGAAAUUUCACUCCAACCUCCAUGCCCUUCUCCCACCAUAGAUAAUCAUUUACUAAUUUCUUACAUAUCUGAAGAGUUUUAAAGCAAAACCAAAUACAAAUGUAUAUAUUUUUAAUUUUUCCCUUGCCCAAAAGUUAGCAUAUAGCACAUACUGUCUCCAUCUGUCACCUUACCUAUUGGCAGUACCUGGGUAUGCAUUGAUUUCUCCUGCCACCUCUGUCAGUUCUCCUGUUUUUGGCCUUGACCACCAUCCUAGGGUCUCCCAAUAUAGUCACCUUUGUAUACUGAAUUUUAUUCAGAUGCCAGGGUUUAGGCCAAAAUCAGCCUGUGAGGAAUUCUCAAGCUAUUGCCAGCCCCUUCAUUCAGCCAGCAAAUAUUUUAGAACUUAUGUGCCAUGUGCUGUGCUAGACUCUGGGAGUACAAUGGUGAUCAAAAAAGUCCACAUUAAUCAAAUAAUUACAGAAUUACAGCUGUGAUGUGGGCUGCAAAGGCAAUGUGAGGACGUGCCUCACGUUGGUGUGCGGGAGUGCGUGCGUGUGUUAGGGGAGGCUUGUGUCGAGGCAGCUGAUGUGGCACGGCAUGAUGGUGGGGCGGGAGUCGGGGCCAGGGCUGCAAGUGUGGUACCAUGUGACCUGGGUUUCGCAACUUGACUUCCUUGGCUUCUCCCUCUUUCCCCAGUCUGUGGGGUGUCCUGGGCCCCUUGAUUUUUAUUGAGCUUUACCUUCCCUUUAACUGGUUUGAAUCUCAAGAAUUUCUUUGGUCAAAGAUGAAAUUAGGCCUGGCAGGUGUGGCUCAGUGGUUGAGCAUCGACCUG
Miniopterus natalensis is the source of this 2787-nucleotide messenger RNA. Lineage: Eukaryota; Metazoa; Chordata; Mammalia; Chiroptera; Miniopteridae. The record is from RefSeq and is a predicted model, not a curated record.